Messenger RNA from Alternaria rosae, 1744 nucleotides. RefSeq lists its product as uncharacterized. Gene Ontology annotation, cellular component: plasma membrane; cytosol; cytoplasm. The transcript has a single exon. Gene Ontology annotation, biological process: ubiquitin-dependent endocytosis. Lineage: Eukaryota; Fungi; Ascomycota; Dothideomycetes; Pleosporales; Pleosporaceae. The record is from RefSeq and is a predicted model, not a curated record. The coding region runs from base 180 to 1526 and encodes 448 amino acids. Gene Ontology annotation, molecular function: ubiquitin protein ligase binding; protein-macromolecule adaptor activity.
CCAGGAAAUCCUCUCGUCCUUGGCGUACCUCUCACCCCGGCAAACGUUCUCCUAGUCUGGACUGCACCGAUAACCGCGUGCCUGGAACCUGAGCGAAUCGUCCACACCCACCCAUCCGCUCUUAAGCCUUGCGAGGUCCCUGCAUUGCUGAUCAUCUCUUCUUCUUUGUCCCAGCAAAAAUGACGGUGCCAGCGUUGAGGGUUAUUAUCGAUGGCGAUAGCAGCAAGACAUAUAGGAGCGGAGAGAAGGUCACUGGAAAGAUUUCUUUGGCAGUAGAAGAGCAGGAAGACAUUGAGUCGCUGAAGGUGAUUUUUGCGGGUAGUUGUGUCACCAAGACAUCCAGGCCUCUACACGUGAACACGAAAACCCACCCAUCUGCACAAAGUCAUGAAUACGAGGAGAAGAUACGGCUCUUCAACCGCGAGAAAGAGUUGGUUUCCUGCCGCAGUCUGGGACCGCGGAAAUAUUCAUGGGACUUUGAAUUUGUAUUUCCAGAGUCGACCGAACCCCAAAUGAAGGGCAUGGUACGCGGCUGCAAUUAUCUUCGCGAGCCACAUCCGCUUCCGCCGUCCUUCCAGCUCAAGACGAGUGGGCCAGGCGGCGCGGCACAGAUAUCGUACUUUAUCCAGGCCAGACUCAUUCUCAGUGGGUCGACAGAGACUAAGAGAUGUAAACACAUACUACGAUACCAUCCAAGAUCGACAGGCGACAUUCCACGACGAGCGCAAACCAAAUCUUCUGUGCUCCACGGCCAAGUCUGGAAACCAAAUAAAGAGAAGGAUGGAUCUCGAGUCAAGAAGGUCUUCUCCGGUGUCUCUAUGAACUCAACGCCCCGGAUUGUUCCCACGCUGAACCACCCCGAAAAGGUGUGCCCAGGACAGCAUAUGCCGUUGUCACUCAGCCUACUCAACGCGCGGGACCCUGCCAACCAUGCCGAACGGGAAUGCAUCAUCGACUCUUUAAAGGUCACCAUCUCAACGUACUCAACAACAAAGUGCGGGAAUACCGUAACGGAUCCCGAGGACGUCGUGUCCAAGCACAUCACCUGCAUAUCGCGUACCGGCAUGAAUCGCCCAAUACCGUUCAACAAAACGACGACAUUAACGUCAAACUUCCGUCUCAUCGAUGACACCGAGUGCGUGCCAACCUUCAAGACUUACACAAUCACUCGGCGCUACGCACUUGCUAUAUCGAUCGGCAUAAAAUACAACGAUCAGCACUUCACCAUCCGCUCCAACACGCCCCUGGAAAUUCUACCUCGCAUACCCCGCGAACGCCUCCCACCACUAGAAGACAGAGAGGACUUUGAACAGCUACCAGAGUACACACCCAGAGAACCGUCGCGAGAGUUUGCGCCAGAUUACGAAUCUCUGUAUGCGCUGUCUCGGACACCAUCUAGUUCGCACUCAAAUCCACUGUCCUUGGUGGGGUCGAGAAGUUCAAGUCUCUGCUCUGGAGGCUCAGCACCAAGCUCUGCAGUUUCGACACCGGGUCUGGAAAUUGAGCAGCCUGUAUAUCGUUUAUAAGUGUUGGAAUAUAGCUUGUUGUCAAGUUGUGGAGUUGGUGGGGCUAGGCGGUGGGUAUGAUAGGACGCCAUGUUGACGUUUGCCGAAAAUUUUCCCUUCCGCGUUCGCAUCCGUUCUUACUUGUAUGGAUACCUUUACCUCAUAGAUUAUCAAGUCAUAUCCCUAAACAAAGAUGCUGUUGCUGUCGUAUGACCAGAUUUUGAGGACUUGAAUUUUUU